CUUAAAUUCUUUGCUCGUUGCUGCAAACGUUUUAAAAGGAACAUACUUGUUGGAAAGAUGGCGCUGAGUGUGUAUUGUAUGUUGGCAGUGUAAUGUUUAAUAUGUUGCAACACAGUAUGUGUACAGGUUGUAUUCAAAUAAAUUGUAGACACAUAUAUUUUCUUCAACGUUUAGUGAGGCAUGAACGCGUCUGCAAGAAAAGAAAAAGAUAAAUUAGGCUCCCUUGAGAUCUUACCGACAGAAGUUCUACUUGUGAUAUUUAAAUACUGUACCUUGAGAGCCCUAGGAAACGUUUGUCAAACGUGCAAGCGACUGAACGGUGUGGUAAGCGACUUCAUCUGGUAUGAAAAGAGCCGGAAGGCGCUAGUGACCAAUCAAAUCAGUGCUGAUAUUCAGGCCAGGUCUUCACACAUCCUGUCUGCCACCAACAAGUGUCGCAUAGCCUGCAACUGGAUCAGGUGCCGGUACAAAGAGAAGAUUUACUAUCCAUUCAAGACCAAGCAUUUACCAUGGCUUGUGUUGGAGAGGGACUUGUUGUGGCUCAGCAGGGGGAAGUGCAUCCAAGCAUUUCGGAGGAAGCGGAGUGGACUGGUGCAUGUGCCAUGCAUUUCCCUUAUGGGGCACAGCGAUGACGUUUGUCGAUUUGUGAGUGCUGGCGGCUUGAUAGUGAGUGGAGGAAGGGAUGGAUCAGUGUGUGGAUGGUCUAGUAAUUCAGGACAGCUCCAGUUCUGCCAGCGUCAUAGCCAUAGAGGUGAUGUUGUUGCUGUGGAUAUGUUUGGCAACAUAGUGGUGUCAGGCUCGCAUGAUAAGACUGUUAAGUUGUGGCGAGUGUCAGAGCAAGGUCUUAUCAUGCUAAAGUUGAACAUCGAUGUGGGAGACAGGAUAUGGGCUGUUUCUGUUCAACCACAAGGCAAUAUAUGCUGUGUUGGUUCUGCUGGCUACUGGCAGGUGCCACCACUUCAUGUGUUUGAUAUGGAACGGGGAUGCAAAGUGAUGGAGUUGGAACACAACCCACAGCCUGGAGCAGGGAUUCUGGAUAUUAAGUGGGAGUCACCCCAUGAAUUCCUGUCUGGGGGGUAUGAUGCGAGCCUGCGAAUCUACGAUGUUCGUACUGGCUGCAAGGUGUUGAUGUGGGAAGACCCGUAUGACUCUAUAAUCUACAGCAUAGCAUCAGACAACUUGUAUACGAUGAUGUGUGGCAUGGGUGUUAACGGGCGUAUUCAUCUGUGGGACAAGCGCCAUAGGAUGGACACUGGAAAAUUUUACAUGUCUGCACAAAAUAGCAGUCCUGUUUAUGGUGUGGCAUUUGACCCAUGUCAACUUUUUGCCGUUUUGGACCAGUCACUACAUGUUCUGGACUUCACAGUGUUCAAGGACACUCCUGGCAGCAGAUGCUGUCCGUGGUCAUCAGGUUGGGUGCCACAGUAAUGUUAAGUUUUGGUGUAAGUGCUCGUCGUGCACAUCU
Zootermopsis nevadensis is the source of this 1465-nucleotide messenger RNA. Its product is annotated as F-box/WD repeat-containing protein 4. NCBI's taxonomy places the organism in Eukaryota, Metazoa, Arthropoda, Insecta, Blattodea, Termopsidae. Gene Ontology annotation, cellular component: SCF ubiquitin ligase complex. The record is from RefSeq and is a predicted model, not a curated record. Gene Ontology annotation, biological process: SCF-dependent proteasomal ubiquitin-dependent protein catabolic process. Gene Ontology annotation, molecular function: protein binding.